This is a messenger RNA of Macrobrachium nipponense, 1568 nucleotides long. RefSeq lists its product as uncharacterized. The coding region runs from base 167 to 628 and encodes 153 amino acids. The transcript is spliced from 3 exons. The record is from RefSeq and is a predicted model, not a curated record. Gene Ontology annotation, molecular function: heme binding. Gene Ontology annotation, cellular component: membrane; intracellular membrane-bounded organelle. NCBI's taxonomy places the organism in Eukaryota, Metazoa, Arthropoda, Malacostraca, Decapoda, Palaemonidae.
UGACCGCGCCGCUAUAUAAGCCAGCAAAGCGAUUCAACUUGCAACAGUCAAUCACACUCAGCCAGUGAAGUAACACGUCUCUGAGCUUACUCGUUCUAACCGCACAAGGUUUAUAUUAUCUAUACCUGUCUUUUGGUAUAUUGCCGUUGAACAAAAGAAUUCCAUCAUGAAGCAACCGUACGGCCAAGUCCCACUCUACAUGCUGCAGCCCAGAGCAGUCAUCAGCUUCGCAACACAGACGCUAGAAUAUGCCUCCCAAGUACUCGGAUACCGAGACUCAAGUACCAACUCGAACUCAAACUCGAACUCGGGUUGCGAGAGAGUCAAAGAUGAGCAGACCGGCCUCGAUGUCUACACACUCGAUGAGGUGUCCCAGCACGACAGCUACAACGAUUGCUGGAUUAUCCUCUACGAUAAGGUGUUCGACGUCACUCAGUUCAUGCUGGACCAUCCUGGAGGCGAAGAUGUCAUCAUGGAACACGCCGGCCGGGAUGCCACCAUCGCCUUCCGGGGCGUUGGCCACUCCGUCCCCGCCCUCCAGGCUCUCGACGAGUACCUGGUGGGCAUCCUGCAGAAUGGCGAGAGAUUGUACACAGGCGACGGCCCCUGCCAAUGGAGCACCCUCUGAGGGGGGGAAGGAGAUUGUCUCUCUGAAGGUUCUCGACAUCGUCAGGUGACUCCCGCGCUAGGAUUCUCAUCUAUGAAUCUUAUUGGAACCUCCCUGCCUCUUCUGUGGGUACCUCCGAUGGAGGGGAGGAGAGAAUUUGAAAACCUUCAAGCCUUCGUCCUUCGUACGCUCUCUCUAGUCAAGUCGUCCCAAUGGUAACUCGUCAAUGACAACACGUAACCGUUUCCCCCCCGUGGGGAACGGUCUCCUUAACUGUUCGCUUUCUUCGGGAACUGCUACUCGCUGGAGAAGGGUGACCGCUGAAGACACUUCUGGAUUAUAUGCGCGUCCGUCAUGGUGGACCGUCGGAUUGUUCGUCUCAGUGUGGGAUCCUUCUCGUCAUCUCGUUACGCGAAUCACCUCAUUGUUAAUCCCAUUCAUUUCACUGCGGAUCUGCAGCCAUCAAGGGCGCUUCCGCCGAGUCAUCUUCAUCAUCAUUUGAUGUAUUGUAAAAUAUUUAUGUUCAUAUUCACCUCAUGAUUAGAUCACGUUCAUCCUCACUUUCCUCGCUGAAAUGUGUAUAUUAUUACAUUCCAAGUCUCCUGUGUUCAUUGAUAUUUUAUCAGCGAAUUUAUAUUAUUUUGUUUUACCAUUUUGAUACGCGUCUUAUAUCUAUAUAGGCAUAUCAAAGCUUUAUAAAUACUAGUGUUAAUGAUCGGUUCCAUAACUCAGCUGGAAAGCUUCCAGGAAAGUAACUGGAAGCCAGCAGCGAGUGAGAGGUACCUCGCUUCAGAUUAUUCCAGUACCUGAAGAAUGCAGUCAAGUACUCCCUUGUUUUCUAUGUAUUAUAUAAAAGGGCUCCUUUUGUCUAAGUGAACGGCCUGUCCGCUCUUAAAAUGACCAGUAAGAGAUUUUACUGUACAGAGAUAUUUUUACAUGAAAUAUAAUAUUUAUGGAUAUA